UUUGAAGGACUUGCACAGUACAUGGCACAUAGUGAGUACUCAGUUAAUACAGAUUGAAAAAUUAAUGUUUAAUACAGUGUAGAAGUUUGGUGUUGACCAGGUUUCAUCUUCAAAGAGUAUAUAAUCAGUAGUCUUUUCGUAUCUUUAACUCCCAAAUAUUUAUGAUUUUUCCAAAUAACUAAUGAUCCUCAAAUCAUGUGGUUUUUGGCAGAUUCCCUUUGGGAUUGUAAAUAUUUACUUUUUGGAGACUAAUAUUGUUAUGCUUUAUUCCUGGAGCAGAGAAAGUCCAGAAAGUGCUGAUUUAACUGGAGGAUGCAGCCUGGAUGUGCCUCACUUGUGGCAGAACCCAGAGACCACGUUUGAAGUGUAUGUUGAAGUGGCCUAUCCUAGGACAGGUGGCACUCUUUCAGAUCCUGAGGUGCAGAGGCAAUUCCCGGAGGACUACAGUGACCAGGAAGUUCUACAGACUUUGACCAAGUUUUGUUUCCCCUUCUAUGUGGACAGCCUCACAGUUAGCCAAGUUGGCCAGAACUUCACGUUCGUGCUCACUGACAUUGACAGCAAACAGAGAUUCGGGUUCUGCCGCUUAUCUUCAGGGGCGAAGAGCUGCUUCUGUAUCUUAAGCUAUCUCCCCUGGUUCGAAGUAUUUUAUAAGCUGCUUAACAUCUUGGCGGAUUACACGACAAAAGGCCAGGAAAAUCAGUGGAAUGAGCUUCUUGAAACUCUGCACAAACUUCCCAUUCCUGACCCAGGAGUGUCUGUUCAUCUCAGCGUGCAUUCUUAUUUUACUGUGCCUGAUACCAGAGAACUUCCCAGCAUACCUGAAAAUAGAAAUCUGACAGAAUAUUUUGUGGCUGUGGAUGUAAACAACAUGUUACAUCUGUAUGCCAGUAUGCUGUAUGAACGCCGGAUUCUCAUCAUCUGCAGCAAACUCAGCACUCUCUUGAAGCAGAGAGGAGAGUGGCAGUUUAAGAAGGUUGGAAAUACUGGACCGGAGCCAGGCCCUCUCUGCCUGCACACUCCACUCUGCAUGUUCCAGCCGUUAAAAGGCCUAAGAGAUGUGACCCACCUAGCAUUGGGCCUGCCACAAAAUGAGCCUUUGGCAAAUGUCACUGUUCUUCCUUAUUCCGCUUCCCCAGAGAGGGCCAGUGGAAAUAUCCGUGUCCUCAUGGUGCUUCAAUUAUUUUUUCUUUCGGAAUUUUUUUAUUUGCAGAAAGUCAGAAACAUGGCCCUGGAUGAUGUCGUGAUCCUCAACGUGGACACCAACACCCUGGAAACUCCCUUUGAUGACCUCCAGAGCCUCCCAAAUGAUGUGAUCUCUUCACUGAAGAACCGGCUGAAGAAGGUCUCCACAACUACGGGGGAUGGUGUGGCCAGGGCCUUCCUCAAAGCCCAGGCCGCUUUCUUUGGCAGCUACCGAAACGCUCUGAAAAUUGAGCCGGAGGAGCCAAUCACCUUCUGUGAAGAAGCCUUUGUGUCCCAUUAUCGCUCGGGAGCCAUGAGGCAGUUCCUGCAGAAUGCCAUCCAGCUACAGCUCUUCAAACAGUUUAUCGAUGGUAGACUGGAUCUUCUCAAUUCUGGCGAAGGUUUCAGUGACGUUUUUGAAGAGGAGAUCAGCAUGGGCGAGUAUGCUGGCAGCGAUAAACUCUACCAUCAGUGGCUCUCCACAGUCCGGAAAGGAAGCGGAGCCAUUCUGAAUACCGUAAAAACAAAGGCGAACCCAGCUAUGAAGACUGUCUAUAAGUUUGCAAAAGAUCAUGCAAAAAUGGGAAUAAAAGAGGUGAAAAACCGCUUGAAGCAAAAGGACAUCACCGAGAAUGGCUGUGCCCCCACCAUGGAAGAGCAGCCGCCAAAGACUGUGCCGUCCCCACUGGUGGAGACCAAGGACCCUAAGCUCCGAGAAGACCGGAGGCCAAUCACUGUCCACUUCGGACAGCCACAAAGACUCCGUCCCACUCGCCCGCCGCCUCCCAAGAUACAGCGCUCGAGGCCCGUGCGCCCUCCCCGUCCACAUGUGGUAAAGAGACCAAAGAGCAACAUCACGGUGGAAGGCCGGAGGACGUCCGUCUCAAGCCCCGAGCACCUGGUAAAGCCCUUGCGACACUAUGCGGUCUUCCUCUCCGAAGACUCCUCUGACGAUGAAUGCCAGCGGGAAGAGGGCCCGAGCUCUGGCUUCACCGAAAGCUUUUUCUUCUCCGCUCCCUUUGAAUGGCCUCAGCCAUAUCGGACACUCAAGGAGUCAGACAGCGCAGAAGGUGACGAGGCAGAGAGCCCAGAGCAGCGAGUGCGGGAGCCCACAGGCCCUGCCCCAGCUCCACCUGACCGAGCUGCCAGCAUCGACCUCCUGGAGGACGUCUUCAACAACCUGGACAUGGAUGUCCCACUGCAGCCACUGGGCCAGGCCAAGAGCUUGGAGGAUCUCCGGACCCCCAAAGACCUGAGGGAGCAGCCAGGAACCUUUGACUAUCAGAGGCUGGACCUGAACAGGAGCGACAGGAGCCGCGGGAUGCCAAUGGCCUUGAAGCUCACCCACCCGUACAACAAGCUCUGGAGCCUGGGCCAGGACGACAUGGCCAUCCCCAGCAAGCUCCCGGCCAACUCCCCUGAGAAGCCCUCAUCCCUGCUUGGGAGCUCCCUGGCUCUGCCCCGCAGGCCACCGGCCCAGGACAGCAUCCUGAACCCCAGUGACAAGGAGGAGGCGCCCACCCCGACUCCGGGCAGCAUUACCAUCCCCCGGCCUCAGGGCAGGAAGACCCCGGAGUUGGGCAUCGUGCCUCCGCCCCCCACUGCCCGCCCAGCCAAACUUCAGGCGGCCAGCGCCGCCCUCGGGGACUUCUCAGAGCGGCCGCAGGCUGAGUGGGAAAGGCGAGCCCCCCUGAGUCCAGCCCCGUUCCCCGGGCUCCUCCCCAGCGCCGCCCGCCAAGGACCCACCGAACCACUGCAGCCGCUCAGCCUGGCCCCAGGGGCUGCAGGCACAAGUGGUGAUGCCCUGCUGGCCCUCCUGGACCCACUUAACACAGCCUGGCCAGGCAGUACCCUUCCACCAGGACCUUCAGCCCCAAACGUAGCCACCUCAUUCACACCCCAGUUCAGCUUCCCCCCAACAGGGACCCCCACCCCAUUUCCACAGCCAUCGCUCAAUCCCUUUGUGCCAACCGUGCCAGCGGCUCUGCCCGCCAUGCCCCUGGUCUCCACACCAGCCGGGCCUUUUGGGGCCCCUCCUGCUCCCCUGGGGCCAGCUUUUGCCCCCAGCCUCCUGCUGUCCAGUUCUGGCUUCUGUGUCCCACAUAGAUCUCAGCCCAACCUGUCUGCCCUCUCCAUGCCUAACCUCUUCGGCCAGAUGCCCAUGGGUGCCCACACCAGUCCCCUGCAGCCCCUGGGCCCCCCAAUGGUCGCCCCUUCGAGGAUCCGAACAUUGCCCCUGGCCCGCUCAAGUGCCAGGGCCGCUGAGGCCAAGCAGGGGCUGGCCCUGAGGCCCGGAGAAGCCCCCCUCCUUCCUCCCAGACCCCGGCAGGGCCUGGAGCCAGCACUGCAGCCCUCUGCUCCUCAAGAGGCCAGAGACCCCUUUGAGGAUUUGUUACGGAAAACCAAGCAAGAUGUGAGCCCGGCCCCUGCCCCAGGCUCAGUAGAGCAGCUCAGGAAGCAGUGGGAGACCUUCGAGUGAGCCAGGCGCCGAGAGCGAGGGCAAGCCGGGCCACGCGCUGUGCCGCCCGCCACUGUGCUCCGAGGCUGGCGGGCCCUGCUUCCCCUGCUGUUCUGUUUCCGCCCAGGUUCUGCCAGUGGGAAGGGAUGGGUCCCCUCUCUGCCGCCCCUCUUUCCCCUCCACGCCACCCAUCUCUGAGGUCUGGCCGCUAGCAGAUGGUGCCAGUUCCGGCCUGGGAAUGGACCCAGCUCCUGGGCGCCCACCCCAGUAGCCCUGCCAUCACCCCUCCCCUGCACCCUUGAUUAGGUUUUGCACUAAAGAGGUCAGCUGGGCGAAUGACUGCCCCAGACCAAGUCCUACCCACCGUCCUCCUGGAAACCUCCCGCCGGGAGCCCCAGGGCUCCACAAGGCCUCCCCUCCCCAGCUCUGUUCUCUUGCCCCAGCCGCAGCCCGGCCCUGCACACCCCCGCAGGAACCAGCACAGGCAUCGGUGGUGGCCUCGGUGUGAGCUCGUCUAUACCAGACACAUGUGGUCUGGAGUUUGGAGUAAGGAGCCCCCCCUCCCAGGCUGGAGAGCCUGCCUACCUGGAAGGGCAUUUACAACCCUCUCUAGCAAUACCCUCACUCGUUCUUUCUUUCUUGAGUCUUCACCCAACCCCAACCUUCAGUUGUUUCUGGCUUGGGAGGGAUUUGGGGCUGAGGGAUCCUUGGGAACCCUCUGACAGCCAAACACAGUCGCAGCCAGCCCUGCGUGGGGGCUGGGAGCACCAGCAACUCUUGAUUCGUAGAAGACAAAAGAGCAACAGGUAAACUGAGUGCAUCCGGAGGAGUCGGGCUGCCGUCCUGUGCUCUGCCUCUAGUAUGUACUGAAAUGGGGCCCAGCUUCUUGUCGCGUGGGACCUCGGGGGAAGAGCUGAGAAGCAGGCACCCAGAUCCCAACUGGGAAGCCAAGCUGAAUGCCACAGACUGAUGCAAGAGUCCCAGCUGCUGUUCAGGAAUGGGCAGGGGCUCUGAGCCCUUCUCCAGGCCCUGGGGGAGUACAUGAACUUGGCUUCUUGCAGCCUGGAGGCCGGAGAAGGGCCAGGAGCCACCCCCUCCCCCGCCCACAUAGCGUAGAAAUUCCUGAGGCCCACGUCACCAAAGCUAAAUUGAAAUGUUUUGUUAUUGUUUCUUUUAUCUAUCUUUUCCUUUCUACUUUAUUGAUUUGACGAUUCUUAAAAUUGACUAGUUUCAAUAAACCGAGUUAAAAUACGGCCCAACCAUUUAAGAAAACAACCAUCUGAGACAUGCAGGAAAUUGUGAGCAUUUUGACCUGAUUUCUCAUUUCCUAUUUGUGAAUGGUCAGACACACAGUCUCAGAGGUGUCUGACAGGGCCAGGGGGCUCCUGGAGGCCCCCAGAACCCCAAGGAGCCUUGUCAUCGUCUGAGGGACCCUGUGUGGGUCCGUGAGGCCGGGAGGGCUGGCCCGGAGUUUCUCGGACACCAGGUGCGAGGAGCUGCUGGCACACAGCCCCUUCCUGAGCCGGUCACGGCCCCUUGGGCAAGCCCUCUCUCUCUCUCUCAAUCUCUGCGUGUCCUCGGCCCGCUGAGGUGGCGAGGGAGCCACGUGGUGUCUGGGCACAUGGGCACCUCCAGGAUUCUCAGGUGUUUCCGCACCGGUUCCAGAUCCGCCCACCCACCCCGGGCAGCCCCCAAGCCCCAUCGGAGACAAAGUGUGAGAUGAGGGAUGCUGUGGGGCCCCAGGGAAGCAGAGCCCACCCCGUGGUCGGUCUCCCCGGCUGUGCUGGGGGCUGGUGGUGAGCACUCCGUGUUCUCGAGAGCAUUGUUGUCUCUUCACUGGCUGGAUUGAAUUUGCACCCAAGGGUGAAUGUUGUGUGUGCGUUCAAUAAAAUCUUCUUGGGGAGAAGGUUGG
This is a messenger RNA of Panthera uncia (snow leopard), 5555 nucleotides long. It is a transcript of the gene DENND1A, whose product is annotated as DENN domain containing 1A. Lineage: Eukaryota; Metazoa; Chordata; Mammalia; Carnivora; Felidae. The transcript is spliced from 23 exons. The record is from RefSeq and is a predicted model, not a curated record. Bases 182 to 3664 code for a protein of 1160 amino acids. Gene Ontology annotation, molecular function: phosphatidylinositol phosphate binding; guanyl-nucleotide exchange factor activity. Gene Ontology annotation, cellular component: clathrin-coated vesicle; cytosol. Gene Ontology annotation, biological process: endocytic recycling; endocytosis.